Molecule: messenger RNA, 5521 nt
Organism: Gallus gallus (chicken)
Lineage: Eukaryota; Metazoa; Chordata; Aves; Galliformes; Phasianidae
Gene: TCP10
Product: t-complex 10
Exons: 21
Coding region: 1151-4906 (1251 amino acids)
Biological process (GO): cilium assembly; centriole elongation
Cellular component (GO): centrosome; nucleus; centriole
Molecular function (GO): tubulin binding
Source: RefSeq, a predicted model, not a curated record
GCCUCAGAGCCUGGAAUGAACCAGGGUGCUCCUGCUGACAAAGGCAUGGAACAGACUGCAGGGCAGCAGGACGGAGCACUGAGGCUGCAGAUGGAGCAGCUGCAGAGGCUGGUGGCUGAGCAGCAGAAAAUCAUUGCGUUUUACAACCCAGGUACUUGGGGAAUCCCUCCUGGUGCUGCAGCACCUUUGCUUGCCGUUAUUUGUACUCCAGCAGUGAAAUGCAGCAGUUCCUUAAAGAGGAAAAAAAAGAGUGGUUGUUUUCAGUAGCUUGGGGCUCUUCCUCUGGCAGUAAGGCUAAAACAUUUAUUUCUCCACAUAGACUUAUGCACAAGCUGUAAACCCCAGAAAAUGUUUCUUUCAGUUUUUCACAUUUCAUUACCAGGAAGCAUAUGAGGAGGAGUCUUUUAUGUUUAAUAACAGAUCUCCUAUACAGACUUCUUUUGAAGUACAGAUUUUGGACUUCUGGUCUGUGCCAGGAGCUCCUCCUGCUCUCUUCUUCCACUGGCCUUGAUGUCUGCAUGGCGUUUUCUCUCCCAUCUCUCACUCCUCUCUCCCAGCUGCUGUUGCACAGUGGUUUUUCCCUUUCAUAAGUCUGCUCUCCCAGAGGGCACCCAGCAUCACUCAUGGCUCAGCUCUGGCACUGGUGGGCCCCUUUGGAGCAGCUAGAGCUGCUCUGAUCUGACACAGGGCAGUGCUGGGCUCUGCCUCAAAACCUUGCCAUGUAAGACUGGUACAGGAUUCUUUUCUGGAAGCAGUGAGGCUGGGUCUUUGGUCCCUUUGCAGAACUAUUUAUGUAUUUUCCACUUCUAAUAAAAAGUGUAACCCUUCAUUCAGAACAAAAAGGAAAACAUUUCCUCUUUUGCAGCAAAGGCUGCCGCAGAGAUGCUCUGUGAUACUUAAAUCUUACCUGCUAUUGUGCUUGUAUGGGAACUGUUGAGUCAUGGCCUGAACCACUGAUUGAUCACCUGGGGAAAGGACUGGGUCAGCCCUGGGAGCACAGGUGAAGGCAAUUCAGUUGUGUGACCAGAAGGAGUGGAGCCUGGCUGCACCUCUCUUUGACCUCAUUUAAGGGCUGGCUGCCACUGGGGAAGGAUCUCCUGGAGAUUCCUCUCUAGGGGAGCUUUUCCCUGUGAACCUGGAAUCUUCUGAUAUGGGCUUUUCUGUUUCUCCAGUGAUACCUUCCCAUCUAGUAGGUGCGAUGUCACCCCUUCCAUGCUUUCCUGCUACUUUAACUCCUGCCCAGUUGCCACCUGAAAAUUCUUCACAAGUUGAGAGCCCAGCAUGCUUAGAGACCUCUCCCUCUGCAAUGCCUUCUGCCCUGCAGAGCAGUUCCCCGCCACUGGUACCAAAUGAGAGUGGUUCAGAGAUCUCAGGAGAGCACCUGCAGCUGUCAGAUUCAGGGAUAAGCACAGAGCCAUUGCUUCAGAGUACUGAGAGCCCCACAAAACAUCUUUCCAGACAAGAUGCUCAGGAAGAAACCAGAACAAAAAACGAAGAUAACAGUCAAUUAAAACAAAGGACUUUCCCUGAAACUUUUUCUGCAGUCAAAGAAGAACAAACAGAACAAAUGAAGGAGAUUCCUCCAUCUCCCUUCAGCACAAAGGUAAAGAUGAAGACGGGAAACCUAGGAAACAGGCCAAUCACAGCAGGAAUUGAUAUUAGACAGAAGACAUCUGAAAAGUUUAUUGAACAGCUUCAGGUAGACACUCAGUUGGUAGAAAAACAGGAGCAGAAGCAGCAGAGCAAGGCAAAAGGAACACCUCGGAAGACUUUUCUGAAGCAAAAAGAAGGUACUGUAAGGCUCAAAAAAACUAAACAAAAGCCUUUAAAAGAAGUGAGCAAGCAUUCCAUAAGAACUGAUGUGGAGCAUCUUUUCUCCCAGCCUGGACAAAUGGAUGCAGGGAUACUGCAGCCAAGGGAAUGCCCUCAUGUAAAUCUGCAGGUCAACAGCUCCAUGCAUAUGGGUACACAUGGAAAAAAAGCAAGCUGUGCUUUAGCUGAGAAGGAAAUUAAGGCUCAGACUGACUGUGACAUGAAAGUACAGGAGCAACGUGCAGAAGAAAAAGUAGUCAUUAGGAGAGAUGAAGAUGCUUUUGGCUUACCUCAUAUGAAGUGGACUGAAAUCCUGAACUCGUGCACUGAAACAACAGAAAUGAACCUGCAAUUAGGUGGGGAAAGUGAAACUAAUCACAGGGAUUCCCUAGAGCAAGCUGACAGAACUGAUGGAAGACUUGUGGAGGGUACCCUGCAAAUAGACCUAGGUAGAGCAAAUCAGCUUCUGCAGGGUGAGCUCACAAAGGAAGAAAAAAGCCCUUUGGAAGUCCUGCAAAAGCGUUCUAUACUUCAGGAUAUAGAAUCAGAACAUAUGAGGGAAGCAGGGUGGAGUGCAUUCACACAGGGUCAGAAGCAUGUGCAGGUAUGCCCACAAGAACUUGUUUCAGGGAGCCAGAGCCCAGAAAGCAAAAGACAAAUCCACACUAGUUUUAAGAAGGUCAAUGAUAAGAUCAUAAAAGUUACUUGUAACUCGCUUGAGGCUGUGGAGCAAGGAAGCUCAUCCUUGGUUUUGCAGCAGGAAUGGCAAAGGAAGGGGGCAGCUGCCAUGGUAUGGCAUGUUGCAUCUUCAUCCCAUGAGUCUGGCUGCUUAUCCUCCAACAGUGAUGAUGACCCCAAAUCUCAUUGCAGUCAAUAUCCCUCCCAGCAUGGGCUUCAGGGAGCAGAUCAUUCUGACAGACAUUUGGAUCUCUCUGAAAAUGAUUAUGCUAGUGAUGAGCCCAGUGAAACUGAACAUAUGUCCAUGAAAGAGAACAUCAGUUCCUCCUCAAGGAAACAAGAUAUUCAAGCAUUCUCAAGACAGCAAAGUCUCUCUCUCAGUACAAGCAGCAGUGAUUCCAGCACUGGAGCUGUCAGGCUGAAAGGGAGCAAGGCUCACUAUUCUCUUCAGCAUUCUAUAUUUCAUCUCACAAAAUCCAAAAGGAGAGAGGAUGAACCUGAUUCAAAGGCCAGGCAUGUUAAAAGCCUUGAUCCACCAUCCUCAGCAGUGGUUUUUGGGAUUAAAGGAGCCCCUGCAGUGAAGCAACCACAGAAUAAAAUGCCUGCAAAUGUGUUAGAAGAAACCCAGAACGUCUUCUCCAGUGGAUUAGAAACUGGUGUAUACCAUGGAGAUACCCUUUCACCAACUAGAGCAGAAGAAGAACAGGAAAAAGCAAUGCAUUUUCUCAGAAUACGAAUGGACCAACUCAAGACUGUCAGGGGCCAGGAGCUGACUCAUCCACUGCAAUACAGCAGAGAGCAAACUGACACAAUACAGAAGGAAAAAGUUAUGCAUAGCAAGUUCAAAGGAACAGCUGGAGUCACUGGAGAAAGUGUAAAAUCAGAGGAAAUACAAAUAUUAAAGCAACAGAUUACAGGACUGCAGGAGGAGUUCAGGAGAAAUGAGUCCUGCUGGCACACUGCCUAUGGCAAGCUAAGAGACCAGGUUGAGAUGCUGACUAGGCAGAACAUGGAGCUUCAAGAUGAGCUCAGAGGUUCAGAACAGAAGAGGCUGAAAGCCGGAAGAAAAACAGGAACUGUGAAUCUCAUUGACAGAAAACCAGAGACGCCGGUUGCAGAAGCUAUCCUGCGAGAGACAGAAGAGGGAUCAUGGAGAGAGAAGCGCAAGAGCUGUAUCACCUCUCAUGUGGGGCCAAAGGCAGCUUUGCAGAAACACUGCUUCAGAGAUAUCAGUAGCAAAGCAAUAAAAAGCUCUGUGCGAAAGGCUGAUCCAUUGAGACUGAUAACAAAGGAACAUCAAGAAAAGAAAACAUCUCACUGCUCCCUUGGCAGAAGCACAACGCCAACUGGCAGGACAACACCUCACCAGGGAAGAGUGACACCUUUUGAAUCAGAAGAAGUUAUACAUCAACCCUCUCCCACUGGGAGAAGAGCACAUGAGAGAAAAUCACCUGGAGCUGGCUCACACCUGAGUGUUUCUAAGGGGCAUAAAUCAUCUUCUUAUGAAAAAGGCACACCUUCACCCAUUUCAAUUAUCUCAGAAGACACGCUCCUCUCAAAUAAGCACAGCAAUAACACUUGCAGCUUUGCACUCUGCAGUAAUAGUGAGGAAACACAGGAAGAAGAGAUUCCUAAUCUUAAAAAGACAGAAAAAAUGUUAAAACCUCAGAAUAAAGUGGCUUUUGUGAUGACCCAAAGGAGAAGUGACAUAACUGCAUAUGAGAACAAAGUACUUACAAGCAGUUCUCCUACUCUUCUGGAUGCUGAAGCAAAGGUACAGCCUCCAAAAUCAAUAUUGUCUAGAAGGUCAAUGUUACAUCAAGAAAGAAGGAAAAAUGAGGAUGUGGUGCUGGAAAAAAUAGAGCAUCGUGAUGGAAAGGUUGAAGAGGUGCUUACUGAUGGACGUCGAAUCAUCACUUUCCGCAAUGGUACUAAAAAAGAGAUCAGUGCUGAUAAAAGGAUGACAACAAUUAGCUUUUUCAAUGGAGAUGUAAAGAAGAUCAUGCCAGAUCAGAGAGUGAUUUAUUAUUAUGCAGAUGCGCAGACAACUCACACUGCUUAUCCAGAGGGCCUAGAGGUGCUGCAGUUCCCUAAUAAUCAGAUAGAAAAGCAUUAUCCUGAUGGCACACAAGAAAUUGUGUUCCCAGAUCACACAGUGAAAUGCCUCUAUAGUGAUGGAUUCGAGGAAACUUUUUUUCCAGAUGGUACAAUAGUAAAAGUAGAAAAGAACGGAGAUAAACUAGUGGUAUUCAGUAAUGGCCAGAAGGAGUUUCACACUGCACAGUUCAAGAGAAGGGAGUACCCAGAUGGAACCAUAAAGACUGUGUACUGCAAUGGCAGGCAAGAAACCAAGUACUUGUCUGGACGGGUUCGAAUCAAAGACGAAGAGGGUAAUAUCAUCCUAGAUAAGAAGUGAUUCCUCCCCUCAGUGGCUGCACUGUAUUGGGCCAGGCUGCCAACGCAUCACCAUUCAAAUUGCAGAUCAUCUUUGGAAGAAAUAGACUGAGCAGAGUAGAAAAUGUUGUUAGUAAUGAUCAUACUCAUGCUGUUGUUUAUGAAUUUAAUUAUGAUGUUCUAAACAUCCAAGUAGUUUGAUGUUGGAUGGUGUGGUAAUAGCAUUGUACUGUCUUCUGCUUCAUUACAACAAAGGAACGAUUUUAAAACUGUGCUCUUCGCUACUGAAACACUUAAUACAUUUUAUAUGUUUUGUAAAAGGAAAGUCUAAUCAAUAGAAGUCCAACAGAUUAUUCUUUUCCACGUGUUUCACUAAGAAUUUCUGCUCAAUGUGGCCUUUGACUAAAACAAAUGUUUGUUUUUUCAAUUGACCAGCAUAAAAACAGUGAAUGUGAUUAAUUUUCUCUUUCAGUUUGGUUAGGAAAAGCUGCUUCUAAGGUUUCUAAGGUUCUAAAGGUGUUUCUAAGGCACAAGUGCUUUUAUUCUCAGGAAUUCUUCGUAACAAGGAGUGCGUAUUCUCCAGUUGUUAUAUUUACAUCCUUGUCAUUUCUUUAGUAAAAUAUAAGCUUGCCUUAAA